Molecule: messenger RNA, 1515 nt
Organism: Neolamprologus brichardi
Lineage: Eukaryota; Metazoa; Chordata; Actinopteri; Cichliformes; Cichlidae
Product: beta-1,3-N-acetylglucosaminyltransferase lunatic fringe-like
Biological process (GO): pattern specification process
Cellular component (GO): Golgi membrane
Molecular function (GO): O-fucosylpeptide 3-beta-N-acetylglucosaminyltransferase activity
Source: RefSeq, a predicted model, not a curated record
UGGUGGAUAACUUCUGUGUUAAACACAGCUGCAAGCCACUCAGUGGGAGGUCAUCCACUGAAGGAGACACGUUGGACGGCCGUGAUUUGUGUACUACAGUGGAAAUGCUGUAAUCCGGAGACAAGCGCUCUCAGAAACUUUCUCACUCUAAAAGCGUCCACGCAGCCACGAUGUGGAAACCUGUGUGGGUAUCAAAAGGCCUCCUUGGCUCCGCGGGACCUCGCGCUGCUGCCGCCGCGGUCACCUGUCUGCUGGUGACCGGGAUGCUGGUAGUGACUGGCGGACACCCAAGCUGCAGAGUCCCGGAGAAGCUUCCAGCCGCGGGUACGAGCGGAAAAGUUUUCUCAGCGUAUUUCAGCAAACUGACCCGGGAGAGAAGAGCGGUGAGCGGCCCCCCGCGGAGCAGCGAUCCAACCGGUCCGGUGGAGCGUCUCUCCCCGGCUGAUCUGUUCAUAGCGGUGAAAACCACCGGCAGGUAUCACCGGCAGAGACUGGAGCUUCUUUUGGACACCUGGAUCUCCAGGAACAUGCCACAGACAUACGUGUUCACUGAUGGAGAGGAUGAGAAACUGAGGAAAAGAAUAGGAGCUCACCUGAUCAACACCAACUGCUCGCAGGCACACAAUCGUCAAGCGCUGUCCUGUAAAAUGUCUCUGGAGUAUGACGCUUUUAUCAGCUCUGGGAAGAAGUGGUUCUGUCACGUUGAUGAUGAUAACUACCUGAACACAGGCUCCCUGCUGAAACUCUUAUCUCAGUACAGCCACACACAGGACGUUUACAUUGGGCGGCCCAGCCUCGAGCGACCGAUAGAGGCCACGGAGAGGCCCGGCACUGACGAAAUGAAGCAAGUGCGUUUCUGGUUUGCCACCGGAGGAGCGGGGUUCUGUCUGAGCCGUGGCCUCUCCCUGAAGAUGAAACCUUGGGCAAGCGAUGGCACUUUCAUGACCACAGCUGAGCACAUCCGCCUCCCCGACGACUGCACGGUUGGUUACAUCGUGGAGGCGCUGCUCGGCGUGAGCCUCAUCCGCUCAGGGCUGUUUCACUCCCACCUGGAGAAUCUGGGACUGGUGUCAGACAUACACAACCAGGUCACGCUCAGCUAUGGCACAGUGGACAACAGCAGGAACACUGUUAACGUGAAAGGUCCGUUUACUAUAGAAGAAGAUCCCACCAGGUUUAGGUCUGUCCAUUGUCUGCUGUACCCAGACACUCCUUGGUGCCCCGGCCCCUGGCGACUUUAACACCCAUGUAGAGACAAAAGAGGGAGGAAGGGAUGGACCGAUGGGGGAGAAAACGUAAAUAUCUGCCGAGUCCCGCCGCUCCCGACUCCGGAGAAUGUCUCGAGGCAGUUGGGAGAUUUGUGUUUGCCUCUCUACAACUCAACUAGAAGGCGGGCUUUUUAGGACACUUGAACUCUGACCCCGUGUGUAAAAGUCACGUGUCUUUUACGUGGAAAACUGAUGGAGAUUGACAUUUAUUUUUUUAAUAUGUAGCUUAUUUCUUUCUUUCUUUUUU